GAGGAUGGGGACGGGGCCCCGCUGACGCCGGCCGCGGCGAGCCGCGCGGGAGCGACAUGUGUCUGCGCGGCGGUGGCCUGAGUGUGAGCGACUUCCGGAAGGUGCUAAUGAAGACAGCUCUGGUGCUGGUGGUGCUGGGCCACGUGAGCUUCAUCACAGCCGCUGUUCUCCACGGCACCAUGCUGCGCCACGUGGCCGCCCCCCGCGACGCUGUGGCUCUGCAGUACUGCAUUGUGGACAUACUCUCGGUCACUUCUGCCAUCAUGGUCAUCUUUACAGGAAUUGCGGCCAUCGUGUUGUCUCGAUACCUCCCCAGCACCCCCCUGCGCUGGACAGUAUUCAGCUCCAGUGUGGCCUGUGCUCUUCUCUCUCUGACCUGUGCCCUUGGCCUCUUGUCCUCGAUUGCUGUGACCUUUGCCACCCAGGGCCGCGCACUGCUGGCGACUUGUACAUUUGAGAGUUCCGAACUACUGACACUUGCGCCCAACUGUCCUUUUGAUCCUACCCGCAUCUACAGCUCCAGCCUGUGCCUCUGGGCCAUCUCGCUCAUGCUGUGUGUAGCCGAGAGUGCAUCAGCCGUGCGCUGCGCCCAACUUGUGCAUCAGCUUCUGGAACUGAGGCCCUGGUGGGGGAAAGGCUGCCACCACACGAUGCAAGACAUCCCAGAGCCCAUGGAUGGCCACGACCUGCUGAGCUGUGCCAGCUCUGUGCAGCUGACUCUCUGAUGGCCAACGUCUCCCCUAGGCCAUGGCCUGAGGCCUGCAACUGAGCCAGCACUGACCAGUGCCUGGAUGGCCACGGAGGCUCAGAUGGGUCCAGGAUUCCUGGAGCAGGCCCAAGAGGGCUCAGUGGACCCUUGGGGACCCGGGAGGGGGCUUUCAACCUCCUCCCCUGGCCACCCAGCCCACUGCACUGAAACCAGACUUUAUUCUGAAGUUAUUAAAAAGAACAGAGAUGCUC
Molecule: messenger RNA, 960 nt
Organism: Jaculus jaculus (lesser Egyptian jerboa)
Lineage: Eukaryota; Metazoa; Chordata; Mammalia; Rodentia; Dipodidae
Gene: Tmem54
Product: transmembrane protein 54
Exons: 6
Coding region: 57-725 (222 amino acids)
Source: RefSeq, a predicted model, not a curated record